UAAAACUGCAUUGAAGCUAAAAGAACAGCAUAAAACUCAGUCUUCCGCGUGACGUUGAACCGUAGACAUGCUUGAUAAAGUGGCUAUCGUUACUGGUGCAAACAAGGGGAUUGGUUUUGCCAUAGUCAAGGAGCUAUGUAGGCGCGGCGUAAAAACCGUCUACCUAACCGCCCGAGAUGUGAAGCGAGGAACGGACGCGAUAAACAGCCUAAAAAACGAAGGGUUCAACCCGAUAUUCCAUCAACUCGAAGUCACAGAUAAAAAAAGCGUCCAAGCGUUCGCAGAUCACAUAAAAAAGAACCAUAAAGGCAUAGAUAUACUCAUAAACAACGCAGCGGUCAUCAGCGAAUUCAACAUAAAGUACGAGGAUGCGUACAACGUGAUCAAUGUCAAUUUUAAUAGCAUUCUCAUUAUAGAAGAGUAUUUGUUUCCACUGUUAAAUGAUAAUGCGCGUGUGAUUAACGUUUCGAGUGAUUGUGGACAUUUAUCUCAGCUAAAAAAUUCAUUCUGGAUCGAAAAGUUACGUAGCGAAGAUGCGACGUUGGACGAUGUGAAAGGUUUUACUAAUUGGUUCCUGGAUAACGUUAAAAAUGGUACGUUCAAUGCUGAGGACUUUAAUAUUACAAUCUUGUAUCCGUACGUUGUAUCGAAGAUAGCUCUGAGUGCUUAUACGAGAAUUCAACAAAGGAAUGUAAGCAGGGGAAUUUGUAUCAACUCCAUACACCCAGGGUUUGUUGUAACAUCAAUGACGAAGGACACCGGUAUGUUAACACCUGAAGAGGCAAGUGAAGCUCCAGUUUAUUUGGCUUUGGAGGCAGAUGAGAAUGUCAAGGGAAAAUAUAUUUGGUUCGAUAAGACAGAAAAGGAGUGGACAGAUAUUAAUUUGAAGUUUGAUUACGCUGAUCCGGAUAUUGUUAAGGAAUUUCUUAACAGGAUGUCGGCUUGAUUCCUAUGUAGCUGGAGCCUCAUGUAAAAAAAAUAAAUAAAUAAUGGAAAUGAUGUACUUACUUUAUGCGAAUAUUUUUGUA
This is a messenger RNA of Colias croceus (clouded yellow), 1028 nucleotides long. Its product is annotated as carbonyl reductase [NADPH] 1-like. The transcript has a single exon. Bases 68 to 946 code for a protein of 292 amino acids. NCBI's taxonomy places the organism in Eukaryota, Metazoa, Arthropoda, Insecta, Lepidoptera, Pieridae. The record is from RefSeq and is a predicted model, not a curated record. Gene Ontology annotation, molecular function: carbonyl reductase (NADPH) activity.